Molecule: messenger RNA, 3525 nt
Organism: Coregonus clupeaformis (lake whitefish)
Lineage: Eukaryota; Metazoa; Chordata; Actinopteri; Salmoniformes; Salmonidae
Product: toll-like receptor 13
Biological process (GO): toll-like receptor signaling pathway; immune response
Cellular component (GO): membrane
Molecular function (GO): transmembrane signaling receptor activity; protein binding
Source: RefSeq, a predicted model, not a curated record
ACGAAGUGGGUCUACAUUCUCUCAGCUGAGAGUCUUUCUUUGUUUCUUGAUGUAUUGCUGGGUUCUUGCUGAUCCAGUAUGUGGGUACUUCCUGAAAAACUGCACAAUCCGGGUAAUCUCAGUGACCCCUCUAACAUGAAAGUACUCUGUGAAAAGAGGAACCUAGAAGUCAUACCUAUAAACAUUCCGCUGAAAGUAAGCGUUUUAGAUGUGGCCAUGAACAACAUUUCCAAAAUCAGAAAGUUUGAUUUUAAAGGCCUAUCAACCCUCAAAAUUCUAAACAUGUCCAGAAACCAGAUCUUUCAAGUGGACGAUGGCGCUCUUGGACACCUAGAGGCUCUUCAAGAGCUGAAUUUGGCUCAUAACAGACUCACAACCCUGUCAGACCAUUUGUUUCAGUGCCUGGCCAACCUCUCCCUGCUACGUCUGGACAACAACCUCAUCACAACCAUCGGGUCUUCAUCGUUUCAAGUUCUCUCCAGUUUGAAGACAGUGAAUUUAACCAAGAACAACCUUUAUAAUAUGAAGGAAAUUCAGCCCAUCAUACAAUUACCAAACUUACAGGAAUUGUACAUUGGGAGCAACAGAUUCACGUCUUUCCAGUCACAAGACAUAUCAAACACGUCAAUAGGGCUGAGGCUUUUGGAUUUAUCCCGGAAUCCAUUGGGAAUCUUCAGAGUCACGUCAGAUGUUCUUCCUUAUCUUGAGGUGUUAGACAUCGCCUACUGUGGCCAACUUGGACACAUGGAAUGGGAUGUGCUGGACAGGUCUUUUCUGAGAAAUAUCAAACGUCUCAACUUGAGCGGCAUUGAGAUGUCUUUCGAGAGGAUUGGUAUGGUGCUGCAGACUGUCAACUCCUCAUUAGUCCAUCUGAGACUGUAUGACAUUAGUGAAGAGAGGGUCAAGGCUCUCACUGAUAUUGCCUGCCAUAUACCUACACUCAUCGUUCUCCGACUGGAAUAUAACAACAUAGGUAAUCUCUCUGAGGAAUUUCUGCAGUCAUGUAAACACAUGACAGAAGUGGACAUAUCAAAUACUAAUCUUAUUCAGCUGUCUGAGGUUUCAUUCAGACCAAUAGAACAGAUAAGUACUUUGAGACUGGGCCACAACAGGCUUUCUUCCGUGCCAAAGGCCACAAGAAAUCUACCUACACUGAAGAGCUUGGACCUCAGCUUCAAUAUCAUCUAUAAACUAGGCUGCUCAGAUUUCUCCAAUCUUACAGGACUCACACAGCUCUUUCUUUUCCAUAAUCAAAUCUCCAACCUUCCAGGAUGUGUUUUCCAGGAUUUGAGAGAAUUAAGGAUCCUUAAACUGGGAUCAAACAAAAUUCUGACCUUGAAUGAUGCCUUCAUGACUGGUUUGCACAAACUUGAGACUUUGAAUUUGGCAGGCAAUAAACUAAGCUUUAUCAGAAAAGGAGAGUUUAAAGGCUUAGCAUCACUCAAGACUUUGCUUUUAUUUGACAAUCAGAUUGCAAGUAUGGAAGAUGGAGCCUUUGAGGGAUUGGUCAACCUUACAGAACUUAAACUGGGCUCAAAUAAGAUCCCUCAAAUAGACAUUCGAAAGACUGUGCUCUCAGGACUUCCACGCUUAAGAACUCUUGCUAUAUCCUGUAAUUACAUCACAUAUGUAAAUGAUGAUAAAUUAAACCCUCCACCAUUCUCUCAUCUGACAUCUCUGGAGAACCUGCAUAUCCAUAGUCAGCGUCACAAGGGACUGUCUCAUCUUCCAAUCAACUUUCUUGAAGGUCUGAAAUCUUUAUUGGCAUUCAAGGCAGGGAGUCUUAAUAUUAAGGACCUGCACCCAGACACAUUUAUUCACACACCCCGGCUGUGGUACCUUGAUAUCAGUAAGAAUGAGUUCACAGCCCUCACACCAAAGCUGUUUCACCCAACCCCAAGGCUCAACAGACUGUACCUGUCCAAAGCCCGACUUCAGUCCUUAGAUUUCCUCAUAGGAGCAAACCUCAGUAGAGUCACUUUCUUGCAGAUGAGCAAGAACGACAUAACAGUAGUCAAUGAGACAGUGUUGCGGUAUCUACCUGCCUUGACAUACCUGGACAUGCAAGAUAAUGCUUUCACCUGUGGCUGCAGCGAUGCUUGGUUUGUCCAGUGGAUGGAGAGCGACAACCAAACACAAGUUGUUGGCGCAGGAGAAUUUACCUGCAACUAUCCUGCCGAGCUAAAGGGUACCAAGCUGUUGGACAUUGAGCUUCAGUUCUGUACAGUACACUUAGGACUUUACUACUACAUCUCUACCACUUGUCUGGUCCUCCUAACCCUGAUAGCAUCCUUUGCCUACCACUUCCUGAAAUGGCAGGUCAUUUACGGCUAUUACCUCUUCCUUGCUUUCCUCUAUGACACCAAGCAAAGGAAUAAGUGCAUGCCUCAUGGCUGUCAGUACGAUGCCUUCAUCUCCUACAACGCCCACGAUGAACCCUGGGUCCUGAGGGAGCUGCUGCCAGAGCUGGAGGGAGAGCAGGACUGGAAGCUGUGUCUCCACCACCGGGACUUUCAGCCAGGCAAACCAAUCAUAGACAACAUUAUGGACGGCAUCUACGGAAGCCGCAAGACCAUCUGUGUGAUCAGCCGCCGCUACCUGGAGAGUGAGUGGUGCUCCCGGGAGAUCCAGGUGGCCAGCUUCCGGCUCUUUGAUGAGCAGAAGGACGUCCUGAUUCUGGUGUUCCUGGAGGAGAUCCCUCCCCACCAGCUGUCACCCUACCACCGGAUGAGGAAGCUGGUGAAGAGACGCACCUACCUGAGCUGGCCCAGAGCUGGGGAGCACACUGGGGUCUUCUGGCAGCAACUACGGCUGGCUUUAGAGACCAAGGACAGCCCUGCUGAGGAAAAUCCCAUCCUCUCUGGGGUGGAGGCUCUGUGAUUGUGACACCCUGAUUUGAAACAACCAUCACACUCUGAACCUUUUCUUUACAGCUACAUGAGAAUAUUAAAUAUGCACACUCAAACUUUUGUAUCAUUUCAGCCAGUAGUUUUGAAAGUGGUGCUCACGAGCCAAAAGUGGUCCCUGUUUUUUGUGUAUUACGCCAUGAAAAGUUUUUUUAACCUAUUCGUAUCAUAUGUUACGAUUCUAAUUCGUACUAUACAGUAUGUUACAAUUUUGCUGUGCUUAGCAUCCUGGAGUCCAUCUUUAAGAAAUCCUUACAGAUUUGACACACCCAUGCGUCUAUCUACCUAACAUUUAAAAAACAACAUCAAAGUCAGUUUAAGCUUGAGAUAUCCGUUUUUUUGCAUGGGCUGCUUCUCAAUCCAAUGCAUCCGACAACCUGGUCACAGAGCCUUUCGUAUUAUUCUUUAUGUAUAUCUGAGACACUAAAUUUAGUAUGAUAUGUUAAGUUUUGUAUGGUAUGUAUUAUUGUAUUAAUGCAAAACGUACAAUAUGUCACAGAUUUGCAAAACAUAAUAUAUGUUAUGAAAUUUAGCUAGGUGGCGAGGUGGUUAAUGUUAGCUAGCUUGCUAAUGUUAUCUAGCUCGCUAAUGUUAGCUAGGCUUGGGGAUAGAAUUAGAG